UGAUGCGACCUUCGUCUCGCGUAACAAUCGCGCGGUAAUCAACACCGUUUCCCGAGUAGUGACGCGCUGGUCCGCGAUCGCGCGGCCACUCUCGCGCGAAUCUCGAUAUGCCGCUGCAACCGUGUUGUGACCGUUGACAGUUGUCGUCGUCGUCGUUCGGUGCGAUAAGCUGACGAGUGUGCGCGCGUUUAUGUGUAUGUGUGUGAGACCUAGCGUGCGAAGAGGUCGCUUACUCCGAGAGAGGACGUUUGACGCGUUGACUGGCUGGAAUCGUCAUUUCUCUCGUGUCGGGAAUUACAUCGUGUAAAAAAACGGAAACGCCGCGUGAAAGAAGACGUGGGCUACAGAAGUGUCGAGAUCACGUCCGCCUUCACGCAUCUGCCUCAAAAGGGUGAGUAUUUCCGUAAUUCAUAUCUCGAAAACUUUUCUUAUCGAUUUCAGCAUAAAUGAGUUGUAAAAUUUCAAACGAUUCACUUGCGCAAAUCCGUGCGAGAAUGUGUCAAAACGUCGAGAGCUCUCUUUGGGUCCAAAAACAGAUUACUCUGACGCUUAUAAUACCGUAUUGCAUUCUAUAUACUGGGAGAUAUUACUGAAAGACAUUUAUGAUCGUUUCGAAUGGCUUACCGCUCCGGUCGUGAACACAAAAAAAGGACAAGAAAAAUGACGAGAGCAAAUUUCGAGAACGCAAAUAUUAUUUCCAAGUCGUAACAACUGGUAUAACCGGUACGACCAUAAUCGACGUGGGAGGUAGAGCGAGCAAGUGAUUGCCAAAUUACCAAAUUUUGUAUGUGCGACUCGAGUAUUGGAAGCAUUUUUAACGAUACACAAUGGCACGUCGAGCUGAAUGCCUUUGCCCUUUCGGGAAAGUUUUAUUGAGAGGAAGGGUCUUGGUGACAUCCUUGGUGAUAAAUAUCCAUACAGUGUUGUUUGAACCUUUAGCCUUUAGUGUUCAAGAAUCUAUAUAGAGUACAGUCUUAGUUUCGCCUAUGGAGCAGCUUUGUCCGAAAAACGGACAAGACAAUUCUUUGCUCGUCGUACAAUAUAGUUGUUCAAUUCUAUAAUCCAAUUGUGCGUGUCGUUUGAUAAUAGAAAUGACUCACGCGAUGGUAUAUCGGUGAAACCGAUUGGUUACACGUUUGUCAGACAGUGAAAUGACGCGUAUCUGUUUAUGAAAAAAUAUUCACUCGGCAAAAUUGACCUAUUUUGUCGACGAAAGAAAUUUCGCUGUAAUAUCGAACGAUUGGAAAAAGCGAUCACGAUAGAGAAACGUGCACACGUGUUUUGGAUAACAAAACGUUGGGACAGAACGGUAUUCUCCUCUGUUUUCCACGAGUUUUAUUUUUCUGCUCAGUUCGCUUUGGAUGCAUGCAUCGCGUUCACUAUUAUUUUUCAAAGUUAUGUUCAUCAUUGAAUCGUGACACAAUGACGUUUUACAAACGUUUUGAUGCCAACUCUUGUAAAACGUAAUAAAAAAGCGAGCGCCGAAAAAAAACGACAAACUUUUGCAUACACUUGGUAAUUUGCGCGGCCGACUUCGUUUACGGAACUUUUGACUCGCGCGUGUCCGUCGAUGCCUCGAACGAGUGGAGACUCGCCAUCGCUCGCGCGAUUGGCCAAUGUGCCCUCGAUGCCCCCGCUUCUCGAUUCCGCAUCGCGGAUUCGAUCGCGCGAGCGAUGAAGAAUCAUCGAGAGUCGUCAGGCUUGCGUUUUAGUCGCGAUUCAUCUACCAGAUGGAUAAUGCUCGGCGCGUUCCGUCUCUUUCCCUCACACCUCAUCUUUGCGUACGGGGGCUCGCGUAAUCGCUUCCAGCGCGAGCUAAAUUUAGCACUGACCGUUGCUUUUGCCGAGCUAAACGACGUAAAAGCUUCUGCGCGCGUGCGGACGCGUCGAGGUCGAGGUGAUCCGAGACGAAAGAUGCAGUCUAUCGAGUUGUGCGGUUGAAUUCGACCUUUCCACCUGUGAACACACUCGUCCCGACGUACGCUGUACGUACGUACGCGCGAUCACGCGGAGGACACCCACCAUCGCAGCGUGAACUUGUGACUCUUGGCGCGAUAACGCGUAAUCUGUGGACGGUUUAUCGGCGCACGUGUCUCGGAAUUUCUCACAGCGUGAUUCUCUGCCAGUUUGCUGGAAAACGCUUUCGUUAGAGCUUGGAAAAACCGAGUGUAGACGCGAGUGUGCGGUUUCCUCCAAGUCUGCUUACAAAUUGCUAAGAUUUAUAAGAUGUUCACUGUUGUUUCUCGCUAAAUGACGUAUCACGUACGACGUUUCAUAAACUGGAAUGCCAAUUCUACAAAAGCGUAAGAAAGCGAGAAUCAAUUUCAAAUUUAAAUAAUAAUAAGUAAUAGCAUAGCGCUGAAGAAAGACUAAAACUUUUGCAUGCGCAAAUGCUUCAAAUCUAAAAGGAUGAAUGCGCGAGAGGUAAAACUGUGCGCGCGCGUACGCGAAAACGUUGCGCGUAAUAAACGUCUAAAAAUAAACCGGGCUAUCGCGCGCGGUGCGAGCUCGUAUCGUAAGCGAUAAACAUCGCCACGCCACGCCACAAAACGCCUCGUCGUGCUCAAGUUCCAGUUUUCUCGAUUCGAUCGUCGCGAUAUCACGAGAUAACGCCACGGUGUUUCUCCCCGAUACGGCGACGAGACGCCACGAACGAACCGUUGUCGCGCGACGUCGCUAUCGAAGGAUUGAGAGAACCGAUUCAUCUCGCGCGCGAAACUAGUCGAGUCUUCGACUUAACGAGGACCCAAAGAGAGCUAUGAGGGUUCACGUGGAGCGAGCAAACACGUUCGAUCGAUAUCCGCGCGUGGACGGUUCAAACGCAAAGAUGCUCGCUAGACACCGUGAUCAGGGGACCACAACGGUGGACGAGCACGUGGUCGCGGCCGGUGGUGACGGUGCCCACGGAACCACGUUACCGGACUCGUGUUGUUGUUACAUGUGCGUAGAGAUGGCCAGGGACACGCCGGGCUCACCAAUGCCGCGUCCUCGGGAUCUCGGAGCUGGAGGCGGAGGAGGCGCAGCCACGGUCACCUUGACUUCCGGUGCGUAUCACGCGGCCGCAGCCGCAGCUGCAGCCGCAGCCGCUGCCGCCGACACCGUCGGUCUGCAGGACAACGCGUUGCAGCAAAAGUUACUCGAGCUACAGCAGCAACAUCAACUUCAGCAGCAGCUUCUCCGACACGAGUACCAGAUUCAGGAACGACGGUUGGCCGAGAUGCACCACCAACAAGUACAACAACUCAAGGUCUGGGAACAACAGAAGCAGCAGCAGCAGCAGGAUGAGCAGAAGCGAGAAAAGGAGAGGCUCGAGGCCCUUAGGAAGAAGGACAAGCAUGAUCACAGUGCAAACGCGUCCACUGAGGUCAAACAACGCCUUCAGAGCUUUCUGGUGAACAAGAAGCAGAGAGAGGCAGCUGCUGCGGCGAAUGGAGUGGUACCUGGCACGCCCGGGUACAGGAGCUGGCUGCAGCCACAAACAGAAUCAUCGAGCACCGCGAAUGCAGCGCAUCCUUAUCGAAUGCCGCAGAUGCUUCAAGAAAAGUUUGGCGAUGAUUUUCCGCUCCGGAAGACAGCCUCGGAGCCGAACCUGCUGAAGGUGCGACUAAAACAACGCGUCGAGAGGAACAUGGCAGCAUCGAGAAAUUCACCCCUGAUGGCACGCCGGAAGGAUCGCCUGCUGUCGCACCUCAAGCGGAAAUCGUUACUAGCAAACUCUGGCAGCAAUCCCGAAUCUGGGCCUAACUCUCCUCCGACCGUCAACAAUUCUCAGGCCAGUCCCACCGCUGGAAGUAACACAGCGAUACAAGAAGAAAGCGAGAAUCCGGCGUAUGGAGGACGUCUCACUAGCAGUAGUCAACAAGGCAGCCUUUCGGAUCUUUCGCUCUUCAGUUCACCGUCCAUGCCCAACAUCUCGUUGGGCAGACCUCACGUGCCGUCGAGCUCGUCGAGCGGGACAAAAUUGGCACCAGUCUCCGAAGCGGAAGUGCGUGCCGCGUUUACGGCGCGUCUCGGCAUGCCGCUUACCGGUCAAAUGCUGCACGGCACCCUACCGUUCUAUCCGUCCCUGACGGUCAUUGAAGGCGAGCCGACGUACAUCCACAAACAGAUGCAACAAAAUCUCCAGGAGCCACCAACGGCACCACCGCCCGCGGCGUUAGGCAGUAGCAGACAGCAUCCAGCGGCAGUGUACCACGCUGCAGCGCCAAUCACAGAUACACAAGUAGCACACGCGAGACUGCAUAAGGCUGGUCACCGGCCUUUAGGUAGUAGAACCCAAUCGGCACCGUUGCCGCUGGGCCAUCCGAUGCUGCAGGGUGGUAUGAUCGCGCCAACUACGCACUACGAGGAAUAUCUCGCGGAGAAGCAGCUACACGAUCAGCAACAGGCGCACAAUUAUCUGAAACAGCAAAUACGUCAGACGGUACUGACGCGGGUCGGUUCACGCGGACAGGCUAAUCAACUGGACGAGGCGUCCGAGACCGAAGAGUCCGAGGUGAUUGAUCUCACGGGCAAGAAGGACCACGCGGAGGAGAGCGAGAUCUCGAAGCAACAGAGAGAUCGCGAACAAUUUCUGCAGCAGCAAAGAGAUCUCAUGAUGAGACACACGCUGCAGACGAGCGAGUCGACCGUCUAUGCCGGAAGCAGGACUUGUCAGUCGGCCAGGCCACUAUCGAGAGCGCUAUCGAGUCCGCUGGUACAUUUAGGUCCCCAGAGCGGCGGCAGCGACAUAUUUGCGCGAGGUUCCCCGCACCGACCCACCACUGGAUUAGCUUACGAUCCGCUCAUGUUGAAGCACGCGUGCGUUUGCGGCGAUACAGUCAGGGGUCAUCCCGAACACGGUGGCCGAUUGCAGAGCGUAUGGGCUAGAUUGUCGGAAACGGGCCUGUUGCAACGAUGUGACCGGAUACGUUCGCGUAAAGCUACGCUUGAAGAGAUUCAGACGUGCCACAGCGAAGCACAUGCCCUAUUAUUCGGAACGAAUCCGAUAAGCCGACAAAAACUGGACGUGUUGCCUAUAAAGAAUUUCGUUCGACUUCCCUGCGGCGGGAUUGGAGUCGAUUCCGACACGACGUGGAACGAGUUUAAUACCGCGCCCGCCGCCCGAAUGGCAGUGGGAUGCGUCGUCGAUCUUGCCUUCAAAACCGCGAUGGGCGACAUUAAGAACGGUUUUGCCGUGGUGAGACCACCCGGUCAUCACGCGGAGCCGAAUCAGGCCAUGGGCUUUUGCUUCUUCAAUUCGGUGGCGAUCGCAGCGAGGUUGCUUCAACAAAAGUUCAACGUUAAAAAGAUCCUAAUCUUGGAUUGGGACGUCCAUCACGGAAACGGUACUCAGCAAAUGUUUUACGACGACUCGCGGGUGCUGUAUCUGUCGAUACACAGACACGACGAUGGUAAUUUCUUCCCUGGAACCGGAGGGCCUACCGAGUGCGGUGCCGGCGAGGGUCUGGGCUACAACGUCAACGUGGCGUGGUCUGGCGGCUUGAAUCCGCCCAUGGGUGAUGCGGAGUAUCUCGCGGCGUUUCGCACAAUCGUCAUGCCGAUCGCCAAGGAAUUCGAUCCGGACAUCGUGCUCGUCUCGGCCGGCUUCGAUGCGGCUGUUGGACAUCCGACGCCGUUGGGCGGUUACGAAGUCAGUCCCGCAUGUUUCGGCAAAAUGACGCAGCAGUUACUUACUCUGGCGGACGGCAAAGUCGUCCUCGCUCUGGAGGGCGGUUACGAUUUAACAGCAAUCUGUGAUUCGGCACAAGAGUGCGUUCGAGCAUUGCUCGGUGACGAGCCCAGUCCUCUCCGAGACGAGGAACUCACGAGGAUACCCUGUCAAAACGCCAUAGACACGCUACAGAAGACCAUUGCCAUUCAGAUGUCACAUUGGCCUUGCGUGAAACUUACCGCUCAUACAGUCGCGAUGAGCGCGAUAGAAGCGAGCCAAAAGGAACGCGAUGAAACGGAAACGGUAUCCGCAAUGGCCUCUCUGUCGAUGCAACAGCCUACGAAUCUCACUACCACGCCAGAACAUUCCCGAGAGGUUUCCGAGGAACCGAUGGAGCAGGACGAGGCCAAGUGAGACGCGCGAAAAUCAUUCUACUAGAUGUAGAAGGCAUAAUUGUACGAAACUGUGCAAAUGCUCUUUGAGAUCUCGAAAAGUGCAUUUCUCAGUGUAAAUCGUCGCCGGCACCGCCGCACCGCGGACAGGCAGGCAGAUUUGCUGGUCAGUUUGAAAUUUUCCACUCGCGUAAACACACAGUCGACCUGCAUAUUCGUGCACGGUCUCAGCUACGGGAGUUAUGACUCUUGAGAUUGGUAGAUUGGCCAAGUAACAAGGAAGACGUGAUCUGCAAGAUUUCGAGGAGAGGGGGAUCUCGACGAUGGCUCGUGACGCCAUGAUGUGUACGUCGCAAGCUCGCAGAUCUUCCUCUCUUUUUUCCUUUUUUGUGCUAGAUGCGAGGACGCGUAGGUGUUUGUGAAUCUUGCAAAUGGUUCUAUUGUUCUUUGCGCUUUCGGAGCGCAAGAUUGUUGUAUAGUUUAGCUACGGAUGACAAAUUCGAUUGUCGUUAGAUAGAUUUAUCUUCUUCCCUUCCCCCUCAUUUUUUAACGUGGAAUGCAAGGUUUAUAUGCAAUCUUUUUAACAAGAAAUUGCGUGUUAACAUUGUUGAGAGAUGAACUCGAACGCGCUAAAUGUCUUUCGCCCACCCAAAUUGAACGAAUGCUCGGCAAAUUUCCAAUUUCGCAGUGUCUUAUCGACAAACAACGAAUGAUUUUGAAACUCGAUACUGGAACAGAGACAUUCUUCCAAUGUUGUUAGUAAAUUUUCCCCUUGUAUGGACAAUUCCGUGCGGCCGCUUUAAAACCGUGAAAUUGCUGAUCAAGCGCUUUUUAUCAUUUACUAAUUUGGUGGGGGAAAAACGCGUAAACACGCGCGUUCUUUCUAAAGAUGACAAAGCAGUUACAGCUACAUCAGCUGUGCACAUAGCUUAUUGACGUCGUCGAGGUAAGUAGCAAGAUGUCGAAUUCUCACAGCUACGCGUAAAACAAGUCUGAUACAUCGUGUUGCCUUGGAUAGUUUGCAGGAAAGAAUAAUUCCAUAUAUAUUGCUGUGUAUAUACAUAUAUACAUGUAUCUUUCAAUGUUAAUUACGACUCGAACGUCUAUUCGGAACGCUCUUUCAACGAGUUGAACAUUUUUUAUCGAAACAUUCAGGGAGACGAGUACAGGGAAUUUUAAAAAAACAAGCUGUGUUAACGGGAAUUAAUCCGAAUCAUGGAGAUCCUUUUUGUAUUACGCCUAUUGUUGCGAAAGACACGUAAUAUACGUCACGAUAAUAUUAAUCACGUUGUAAACGUGGACUUUUUGAUUUGCGUGCGAAUUCAAUUUCUCAGGACUUGGGAAUGUAUUUUAAAAUAAGAUUGAGGAGCGAGGGCAACGUAAAUGGUAUCAUCAAGAUUACCAUUUUCCACUUUCUCUUUAUAAUGAACAAAAUACAGUUCCAAUAAUAUCUUGUUAUUCGAGGGAGAAGUAUCUGUUGGAUAUUUUGUAUCUGGACAUUAGUUUCUUCGUGACGGUUCAAACAUUGAGGUAAUGUUUUAUAACGAGUCAUAUAACGUUGGUAACUUGUAAAAACCGAACGAACGAAUUGCGUUGAAAUGCAAUUAAUUAAAAGUAAUUAUACGACGAGCGCUUUCAGGAUAAAGUGGAUCGCGCGUGUUUUGCUCGAGCAUACUCGAUGUGUGAGAGGAAACGGAUAAAUUUCCACGCUUCUCUAGAAAAGUACGUGCAAUAAGAACAAUUGGACAAAUAUGUAAUGUUACAAAAGACAGAGUAUAGAGUGAGUCUUCUCCGCGCCUUCGCGAAUGAUUUACGAUACAUUCGGUGAAGACACGCGCGCAUGCAUCGUGCUGGUCACUAGCGCUUUACUGUCUCGUCGUCUGAUUCGCUUUCCCCGUUGUUUAGUCGCCCGAGACUGGCGAAAGUUUCUCGAGCGUGAACCGUUUUCGUUCGAAACGGGACGAUUUAUCCGUGAUACGUAAAAGGAAAAAAAAAAGAUCGAUGUCUAGUUUCUAAGGCAAUAUUAUGUCAUGUACGUGAGAGUAUGUGCGGAUAUAUGCAUACGACGCUACGUGCACGCGCUGUGAAAUGUGAUGUCCGAAAGAUCGCCGCCGUAUCGUAUCUCGUAUCGCAUCGUGCCGAAACGCAGAGAGAUGCCCUGACAAGUCGCUUCACCAUUCUACACUCGAUUAAUUACAAUUGAUGUCGCAGCUGAUACUUGGACCCUGGACAGAACUUGAUAAAUUUAUUCAGAUCAACUUGUCGAUGUAGAUAAUACAAUUCUAAUUUUCGAAUCGUCUUUAUCGUAAUUUCGACAGUGAGUCAAGAGGUUUAACUUGCAAAUUGUAUGUAUGUACGUUAAAUGAAUCACAAAGACUUUUCAAAAGUAACAUUUAAAAUACACGUUUCUUUUCCUGACAUACGUUCGUUAAAAUGUGUACAAUUUUACAUCAGUUUUAUUCAUUCGUACCGUAAACAGUUUGAUAAACACACGAGUUGAAAUGAAUAGAUGGAUUAACAUUACGAGAUUGGGCAUUCUCUUUGAAAUUCGUAAUAUGAAUCGAAGCUCACUCAAGUAUUUGCUGCUAAGAACUUUUUCUUGUUUAUCACGCAAUUCACUGCCAAUGAUAAGCAUAUGAUAUGGUCACGCACGCGCGCGUUUCCACAAGUACGUGCAGUAGCGUCGAUGUAACGUUAACGUUUCUUGUUAAUAUUUUCAAGCGCAUGGGUGAGAUGCAGAACGAACCGAGGAUAUCGUUCUGGCAGAGUUUCAACUUGAAUUUUUGACGCGAACAAAGGCUGGUGUGAUUUUUGUGAUAUUUUGUAAAAAGAGGAUAAGCUAUAGAUGGUUAAUUAAGAGUAUACGUCGAGGAUGUGUGUAAGACGAGUAGAGAGACAGAGAGAGACAGAGAGAAAAAGGUAAAUAUAAUUCACAGAUACAAGCAUUUAUUUUUGUGUCAUGCAUUUUACGAAGAAAAGAAAAAGAUAAAAAAAGAACAGAGAUGAUUAUAA
Ooceraea biroi (clonal raider ant) is the source of this 9057-nucleotide messenger RNA. RefSeq names its product histone deacetylase 4 (gene HDAC4). Lineage: Eukaryota; Metazoa; Arthropoda; Insecta; Hymenoptera; Formicidae. Gene Ontology annotation, biological process: negative regulation of transcription by RNA polymerase II. Gene Ontology annotation, molecular function: histone deacetylase activity. The record is from RefSeq and is a predicted model, not a curated record.